Schizosaccharomyces octosporus yFS286 is the source of this 4194-nucleotide messenger RNA. Its product is annotated as ski complex TPR repeat subunit Ski3. Gene Ontology annotation, molecular function: protein binding. The transcript is spliced from 2 exons. The record is from RefSeq and is a predicted model, not a curated record. Bases 1 to 4194 code for a protein of 1397 amino acids. Gene Ontology annotation, cellular component: Ski complex. NCBI's taxonomy places the organism in Eukaryota, Fungi, Ascomycota, Schizosaccharomycetes, Schizosaccharomycetales, Schizosaccharomycetaceae.
AUGCCACUUAAACUACCACCAAACUACCAGCGAGCCAUUGCCAUGGCGAAACCUGCGUUGAAAGCUGCCAGAGAGGCUUUAAGCACAAAAGACUAUGAAGAAACUAUAACACAGUGUGAAAAAGCUCUCUCUUUUGACUCUGAGAAUUAUAACGCUUAUGUCUUUCUAGGUGUUGCUUACUCUUCUUUAAAUAAGGAGCCAGAGGCAAAGAAGGCAUACCAAAAUGCAAUAGAAUUAGAUGAUAAACCUCUGCUUGCUUGGCAGGGUUUAUGGAACCUACAGGAAAAACUCAAAGACAUUCAAGGUCUUCAUCAGUCAACAGAAGUGUUGGCUUACAAGUUCAUGGAGGCAAAUGAAAGUGAAAAAUGUUUAAAUUUUGUCAAUAAAUAUUUGAGCCUCGUUCGUGAGCAGGGUUCUAAAGCUGAUCAAAUGAAAGCUUUGACUUUACUGACACCUAGUCAGGGCGAAUUAUAUCAGUAUCUUGAAGGUCGAAUCGAACCUGUCCAAAGUUUGUAUAUGCAAAUGGCAGACUUGCAAGAGUCUCUUGAUAAUGAUUAUUCGCAACGAGAAAUCAACAAAAGAAAAAAUAGACUUGGCGCUCGCCUUGAUCAGGUAGUUCGCGAUGUGGAAAAAGAAAUUAUGGAUAAUUCUCCUAUCGAAAAUAUCUAUAUGGAAAUUAUAAAUUGGUCUCAGGAUGAUGAAGUUCGUCGCUUGACGGAAACUAAGUUAUUAUACAUGUAUUUGAAACGGCUCUACGCGUCUGACAGUCAAGGAAAGGCAAUAUGGAAAAAUAAAGUUUGGGAACUUGUGCAAGGCAUGGUAACGUUACAUAUUCCAGAACCGACUGCAUGGACUAUUUAUUUGGAAUGGCAGGACCAUUCAAACAUCGAUCAAUUGAAUCCAAAUGAAGUCGAAGAGUUUUGCACCCUGUUUUCAGAAAACCCUUUAUCUAAAGCGUUGGUUGCAAUUCAAAAUUCCGAUUAUUGGAUGGAAACGCAUCCGCCGAAAGAAAAAGAGCCUGAAAAUUCCUUAUCUAAACAAAAUGAUAGCCACAAUGAAGAUGAACCGAAUGAAAGUUUACUUCCACAAGACCAAGUGCUGUCCAUAUUAUCUCAAUCCUAUCAGGAAUGCCCUCAAUCCUUGUUAAUUACUGAAGUGUAUACCCAGUAUUGCGUGUACUUAAAAGAGUAUAGUGAUGCUGUCCAGCUUAGCUUGUCAGCAUUGAAUACAUUGAAGAAAACAGAGUCAGAUACAGGCCUUCAGUAUCAAGAACUACCAUAUCUCUUCUCUUUAUUCCUUGCUAUUGGCUAUUCUUACUACGAGGUGCCAAGAUAUAUAUUACAAGCUGAAGAGCUUUAUAAGAAAGUUCUAGCUCACGUACCUAAUAACUAUAGUGCUCUUAUUGGUUUAGCCGGUGUGCAAAUGGAAAAUGAGCAGUACAGUGAUGCCGCUCAAACUUUAGAGAAUGUGCUCCGGGAAAAUCCCGAGGAUCCUUGUUUAUCUCAGCUUUCAUGGUGUUACUAUAUGUUGGGUGAUCUUGAUAAAGCCAUGGAGCAAGUUCAAACUUGCUUACAGAUUUUGCAAGGAAACACCAAAAAUAAGCCGGCUUUGGCAGAAGCUUACUAUCGUUUUGGUAUUUAUACCACAAAAAGCAAAAUUGAAAACUAUGAAGAGAAGUCUUUUGCAGCCUUCGUUUCCUCUUUGCGCUGCGAGCCCAAUUUUGCUUCCACUUACACCGAAUUGGGAUAUUACUAUAGAAAUGUACAUGAUAUUUCUCGAGCUAUGAAAUGUUUUCAAAAAGCCUUUGAAUUGGAAGCAUCACAAACAGAUGCUGCUGAAGAAUUAGCGAAAAUGUUUGCUGAGGCUGAAGAAUGGGAGUUAGUGGAGGUUAUUUCCAGACGUGUUCUAAGUACUAGCCAGAAUGACUUGAAGCGCAAAAGAAAGUUUAAUUGGCAUCAUAAGUCUUUAGGUGUCUUCCAAUUGCAUUCUAAAAAUUUCCAAAAUGCUAUUGUCCAUUUCCAAGCAGCUUUACGUAUUUUUCCCAAAGACACGCAUUGCUGGAGUGGUCUAGGGGAAGCUUAUGCUAGGUCUGGUCGUUACAUAUCCGCUUUGAAAGCAUUUAACAGAGCCAGUGCAUUAGAUCCAAAUGACUGGUACACCAGAUACUUUAUCGGCUCUAUCCAAAAAGAUAUGGGAGACUUUGAGAAUGCAAUGGAAACGUUGUCAUCUGUUUUACAAGGCCGACCAUCCGAGAUAUGUGUUUUGUUGUGUUUAGCAGAGACUAGUCUACGACUGUCAAAGUAUUACAUUCAUCACGGGUAUUACCAAAGGUCUGCAUUGGCAUCACAAAAGACAAUUGAAGUUUGCUGCACAGUACUGAAUAUGGAUAUUAAUAUAUACUCUUCCUGGAAAAUGCUAGGGGAUGCUUGUAUAAUAUUUUCAAAAUUAGGAAACUAUCAUGCUGAUUUUCCUGCGAAGAAUGUUUCCGACUUAUUAUUAUCCACUGAUUCGAUGAAUCUUGCAAGCAACGGGCGGCAGAUAGACAACAUGAUCUAUUUUCCUGAUUUAGAAAACAAUGAUCCAAGUUACAUGAUUUCCUGUGGAUGUACCUGCUUUAGUAUUUUAUUAUCCCUUUCAGCUGAAGAUAAACUAUUGUUGCCAGCUUCAUGGUACAAUACUGGUGUUUCAUACUAUACUUUAUUUAAUUCUGGAAAAAACAAGUUAUAUUUGGGUGUCGCCAUCGAUUGUCUUAAACAAGCUAUUAAGCUGGAGCCAAAGAAUAAUAACUUUUGGUGUAUGCUUGGUGUCUUACUGUCCAACAGCUCUUCUAUUCGAGCUGCCCAACAUUGCUUUAUUCAAGCUUUGCAAAUAAACGAAAGAGAUAUUGAUGUGUGGGUAAACUACGGAGCUCUUUGUUUACAAAUUUUGGAUAUUGAAUGCGCAGAUAAUGCAUUUACACGGUCUAUUUCCAUAGACCCUGAUAAUUCGCGCGCAUGGUUGGGAUACGCAUAUUGCUCAAUUUCUACUGGAGAUCAUGAAAAGACUGUUCAAGCCCUACAGCAUGCUUUUGAAAUAUCUGGUGGAAACAUACGUGAUGUGAAUUAUUGGUAUGCAAGCGCUAUGCUUAAUGUGGCAAACUCGUCGAAAGGAAAAGACGUACUUAAGCUAUGGAAUGCUGUGUAUGCUAUCAAACGGUAUCUUUCCGAACUUCCCAACGACGCAUAUGCCAACUUCAUAAAGAGCAGCCUUUUGGAACACUUGGAAGAACCUAAUGACAGUACUGAAACUGCACGUGUGCUAUGUCAAUUGUUAGAAAAGGAGUAUGAUGCUACCGAGUCUGUCGGUGCACUUGAAAAAUACGUUGAUGCUAAAGGACAGUUGGCAAGAUUGUGUUUACGGUUGAACAAAUUUGAGGAGUCUUCCGAGCAUGCUUCUGUUGCUUUGGACUUGAUCAAUGAAGAAGACAAUAGUGCUAAGCAAGUUUCUGUGGGGUUGAAUCUUACAUGUGGGUUGGCAGCAUACUUUUUAGGCAAUUUGGAACAGUCUCUACAACACUUUGAGAAGUCUUUGGAGUUGGGAGAAUCUCAUCCAGAUGUCGUGGUACUAGUUGCAAAGGUACUUUGGGCAUUGGGAAGCGAAACUGGUAAACAGGCAGCAAGAGAACAGCUUCUUUCGGUGACUGAACAGCAUCCUGAACAUAUUGACUCUCUCGUAUGUCUAGGUGCCAUUGGUGUUGCUGAUAACGAUACUGCAAUGAUGGCGGCGAUUCAAGAGGCUCUUUUGAAUUUAAACAAGGAUAAGAUCUCAAAUCCAGAGACUCUAAGCGUUGUAGAGAAGCUACUUGCGAUGUUAACAAUGGCGUAUGAUCCUAAAGAAUUACAAGCCCUACUCUUGCAACAACUAUAUAUACAUCCCGAUGCUGCUACUACUUGGUCUUUGCUUAUAGAGCAAAGAUACACUUCACCCGCAAUAGCUACAGCGUUUGCUCACACCCUAUAUACGCAUCCUUUUGAGCCUGCCGAUUUGGCAGUGGCGUAUCGACACCAGAAAACAAAUGCUUAUGGUAGAUCUGCUUUCAACAAACUAGCCAUCACUCACCCUUUAAACCAUCUUUCGUUCUUCGCGAAGCAUGUUCAUGACGGGUUUUUCUUCAAGAAAAUCCACAGACCACACCAGGCCUCACGUAAAAAAUAA